AACGACCGGUAUCGGUGGGAUGCCACGCGGGACCGAGCUCUCGGUCGUCGAGCGGGCCUCGAUCUUGGCCAUGCGCGGGAAUGGCAUGAGCGAGCGCAAGAUUGCGCAGGAGAUGGGGCGCUGCGUGAGCUGCAUCCGAGGCUUCCUCGCCCACCCCGAUACGUAUGGUACCAAGAAGCGCAUGGGCCGGCCGCGGCGACUCUCGCCGGACGUCGAGCUGCAGAUCCUCGACGCUGCGUACAAGGACAAUCUCACAGCAGCCGAGAUAAUUGCUCGGCUCAACCUCAACAUUAGCGUGCGCCAGCUGCAGCGGUUGCUCCGGGAGAAGCGGCUCGAGCAGGAGGCCGCCGCCGCCAUCGCGUCGCCGCCGACCGACUCUUUCUUUGCCUCCGACGACGAAGCAUCGGCGAGCUCCAUUGAUGUCUUCUCGUUCAUGCGGCGGCCCUUCGACGAUGACGACGCCUUGUCCUGAAGCCUCCACACCCUCGCUGCCAUCCAUCCUCCUCUCAGCAUCGAGCCCCAUGCACACACAGAUCUAGUGUAGCAUCGAAUCGG
This is a messenger RNA of Saprolegnia parasitica CBS 223.65, 555 nucleotides long. RefSeq lists its product as hypothetical. Lineage: Eukaryota; Oomycota; Saprolegniomycetes; Saprolegniales; Saprolegniaceae. The record is from RefSeq and is a predicted model, not a curated record. The transcript is spliced from 2 exons. Bases 20 to 472 code for a protein of 150 amino acids. Gene Ontology annotation, molecular function: DNA binding.